GACGAACUCUUUUUCUUUCUCUCUUUUUUCCAGCGACCGAUCCUCACACCUCCGGCUCCUCCUUCCUAGCCGCACCUCCGUCCACCGGUUUCCCCAACCGCCGCCGUCUUCCACAGUUCCCAAACACCUGUCCACGAGGACAAGGCACUUAAACGCACACCAUUUCGCAAGCCCUAACCUCAAACCCUCGACUCGGACCGAAGGAUGACGACGUAGGAACGAGAACGACGGUGGAAACAAGUUUUCGCGAAUCUAAUUUAUAGGUUGAAAGAAUAUAUAUAUGCAUGCAGCAGUCAUUUGGUGGUAUAAUAAGGAGACAACAACACUUGAUCAGGUGUUUGUUAGGCGAUUACUGCAAUAAAGACACCUUUUUUUGGUAAAUAAGGGCACAAGAAUGCAAUCUGUGAUGAUUGGUGGACCCCAUUUAGAAGUUGAUGCUCUCUGUAUUUUGAGGUCAAUUUCUCCUGCCCUUGAUCCAACUAAGCAUAAAGGCCAAGCUGGCAAAAUAGCUGUUAUAGGUGGUUGUCGUGAGUACACUGGUGCCCCAUAUUUUGCUGCUAUUUCAGCUCUCAAAAUUGGUGCAGAUUUAUCACAUGUGUUUUGUACUAAAGAUGCUGCUCCAGUAAUAAAAGGGUAUAGUCCUGAGUUAAUUGUACAUCCUUUGCUAGAGGAAUCUUACAAUAUAAGGGAGGAGGAAAAAACAUCAAUCUCAAAAAAGGUUCUUGAUGAAGUUGACAAGUGGAUGGAAAGGUUUGACUGUCUUGUGAUUGGUCCAGGGCUCGGAAGAGAUCCAUUUCUUCUGGAUUGUGUAAGUGAUAUCAUGAGGCAUGCUAGGCGAAGCAAUGUUCCCAUGGUCAUUGAUGGGGAUGGGCUAUUUCUUGUGACAAACUGUGUUGACUUAGUCAAAGGGUAUCCUUUAGCUGUUUUGACUCCAAAUGUAAAUGAAUAUAAACGUCUUGUUAACAAAGUUUUAAACUGUGAAGUAAAUGAUCAAGAUGGGCCCCAACAAUUACUCUCUCUUGCCAAAAGUAUUGGUGGUGUGACUAUUCUUCGUAAAGGACAAUCUGAUUACAUUAGUGAUGGUGCAGCAGUUAGAUCAGUAAGCAUAUAUGGCUCCCCUCGACGCUGUGGUGGACAAGGUGAUAUACUCUCUGGAAGUGUUGCAGUUUAUGUAGCGUGGGCCCGGGAGCUUGUGAGUAAAGGGAAAUUUGAUGCAAACCCAACAAUGUUGGGUUGUAUUGCGGGGUCCACUUUAAUGAGGAAGGCUGCAUCAGUUGCUUUUGCAGAUAAAAAGAGAUCAACUCUCACAACUGAUAUAAUUGAAUGCUUAGGAAGAAGUUUGGAGGCUAUAUGUCCAGUUGGUUAAAGCAUCUUACAUCAAUCUCAUGUUUGACUUUUGUCUACUUUGGGGUUUGACUUUAUUGUUAGGGUUUUUGAGUUUGGAAGAUGUGGUUUGUUUUAAGGUUGGAGUAAAUCGAUAAAAUAAUAAAGUAUGUUUGGGUUUUUGUUGUCUUGUAGAUGUGUGCAAUAAUAGUUAAAUCUUGCUAUUGUAUUUAUGUUUUUUAGUUGAUCACACUAUGGCGACAAAAAUCAUAUUUA
Messenger RNA from Lactuca virosa, 1599 nucleotides. NCBI's taxonomy places the organism in Eukaryota, Viridiplantae, Streptophyta, Magnoliopsida, Asterales, Asteraceae. The record is from the annotation of a GenBank genome assembly.